Penicillium brevicompactum is the source of this 231-nucleotide messenger RNA. RefSeq names its product NADH:ubiquinone oxidoreductase subunit NDUFA3. Bases 1 to 231 code for a protein of 76 amino acids. The record is from RefSeq and is a predicted model, not a curated record. The transcript is spliced from 2 exons. Lineage: Eukaryota; Fungi; Ascomycota; Eurotiomycetes; Eurotiales; Aspergillaceae.
AUGUCCAACCCUCAGUUCUGGUCCACUCCCUUCCGCUACCUCCGCUGGGCUGCGCACGAAAGACCAGCUUACAUGGGUGCCUGUCUCCUCGGCUUGUCUGGCCCCGUCUUCCUGGCCACUAUUCCUCCCAUCCGCCACGCGCUUGGUGAUGUCGACCCCGAGCCUGUUCCUCUGACAUAUCCCAUCCCGCAGGGUCCGCGUGUGAUCCCCCAGGGCUACGAAGACCAAUAA